Molecule: messenger RNA, 1804 nt
Organism: Anopheles nili
Lineage: Eukaryota; Metazoa; Arthropoda; Insecta; Diptera; Culicidae
Product: alpha-1B adrenergic receptor-like
Exons: 4
Coding region: 34-1758 (574 amino acids)
Biological process (GO): G protein-coupled receptor signaling pathway
Cellular component (GO): membrane
Molecular function (GO): G protein-coupled receptor activity
Source: RefSeq, a predicted model, not a curated record
CCAACGCCACCAGGACGACCAGAAUCCCUUGCAAUGGUGCCGUUUCAGCUGGAGAUACUUGCCCUGCUUGCCGUGGUAAUCGGCUUCGUUGUCAACAUCUACAUCGUGGUUAUCGUUAUCCUCACGAAACAGAUCACAUUCGCCAGCAAGAUCCUACUGCUCCACCUAGGAGUGGUGAACGCAGUGCUAUGCGUGUUCUACCUGAUCUUCUACAUGGCGAGCCUGCUCCAGAUGUUGCCAGUAGCAAUGGACGCGAUGGAUGUCACCUGUCUACUAUUCGGGUUGUGCUUCAACACCCUCCACUCGAUCGCUCUGUGGACGUUGUGUGCGCUCAACUUCGAUCGGUACUUCGCCAUCGCCACGCCGCUACACUACGGGACGUUUAUCAACACGAAAAAGCAGGUCCUGAUUACGCUCGGUGCCGGUUGGGUCGUCUCCACGCUGUUCAGCUUGCCGCAGGCGGUACGGAUCUCGGCGUAUAAAUUCGACAGCGACUACGCGCUGUGCCUGCCGAACCUGCAAACGACGGAAUCACUCAUCUACAGCAUCAGCUUCGUGCUGUUCACCAUCCUGCUGCCGAUCGUGCUCAUCCUGGGCUGCAACAUGAAGGUGUUGAUGAUCGCGCGCUAUCAGCGUAACCGAAUCGCGUCCGCCAUCUUGGAGGUGACGUUAUCCGCUCAGCUGACCAUCACGCAUCAGCGGAAUCCGUUCUUUGUGCCGAACGCUGGAGCUGGCCCAGGGCCAAGCUCAGCCGUGGGCAGGGGACCAGCUGCCAGCGGCAGUCUAGGAGCUGACUGCAAGUCCUGCACGCAAGGAUCCAACCAAAACAACCCCGCAGCAAACGUGAUCCAGCUCGUCGGGUCGGCCAUCUUGUUCCACUGCCCGUACUACUUCGUUAUCCUGUGGAACAGCGUGUUGCCGUUCGUGGCGAAUGGUUGGCGUACGCCCGCGAUCCUGCUCAAUCUGGCCUCCUUCCUUCUGCUGCUCUCACCGACCAUCAACGCCAUUUUGUACGGUGUGCGCAGCAAGAUCGUGCGCCGCUCGUUCCGCAACAUUCUUCGCAAGCAGAAGCAAAAGAUCGAGAUCCACUACGAGAUCCAGGCGCGUACACCAUCGACCUGCGGUUCCCGGCGACCCUCGCUCAGUGGCACCCAGUUCCAGCAGCAGCAGUUGCAGCAACAGCAGCAACCAUUGCUGCUGGCGUUCGCCUCCGACGGUAGCCGGCCGGUUUCGGCUGAUGGGCGUUCCGAGGGUGGACUCGAGCCGGAGGAUGCUCUACAAUCGCCGCUGGGGCGCGUCAAGUUUGGCAGCUGUUCGGCCUUAAGCGGUCCGCAGCUUCCAACGUUGCCCCUGUUCGUAUGCAAUCCGCCGCACACGCACCAUGAAUCCGGCAAAGCGACGGUGGCAGCUGGGCCACGGCCCAAGAUCACUAUCACCAAGAUUCAGAACGAUGAUGAACCGGCCUGUCACACCCCACCACCACCACCCCCACCGUCCCCGGCACCCUCGACAACGCCAGCCGUCCUCGAGGGCGCCCGGGACGUAGCCGCGGCGGCCGUCGAUGGCGGGCGGCUGCCGGCGGCCCUUAUUACCGCCAUACCACCGAUCUGCACCACAGACAAUCUUAGCGUUGCAGGACAAUCAGGUGCCAAGCUGCACCCCGCACCGCUCUCGGCCGGUCCCACCUGUCUCGAGCCGAAGAUAUCGUUUAGGAAGUUCUCCUCGCUGCAGGAGAUUUUAGGUAACGGAACUGAGUAAGCGCGUCAGCGGUAUAGGAGUACGUUAUAUAUGAUGAGGUUAAAUU